Messenger RNA from Ahaetulla prasina, 5021 nucleotides. It is a transcript of the gene ZMYND11, whose product is annotated as zinc finger MYND-type containing 11. The record is from RefSeq and is a predicted model, not a curated record. The coding region runs from base 256 to 2265 and encodes 669 amino acids. The transcript has 17 exons. Gene Ontology annotation, molecular function: transcription corepressor activity; DNA binding; protein binding. NCBI's taxonomy places the organism in Eukaryota, Metazoa, Chordata, Lepidosauria, Squamata, Colubridae. Gene Ontology annotation, biological process: regulation of transcription elongation by RNA polymerase II.
CCCAGAAAGCUAGAAGUGUGCAGACGGCCAGGAGCGAGGAGGGGGAGAGAGAGAAGGAGAGGGAGAGAGGGGGAAAAAAAUAUUCAGACACAAUAAAACUCCGAUGGGGAGAGAAAAUAUGUAGCAGACGGAGGAAGCAGCCGCGGCCUCGAGCAGGAAUUGCAAACUUUAACCUGCGCGAACUUCUUUUUCUCCGCCUGGAGAAUCUACAACUGCUAGAGACGCCGCCGGACAAGUUCAGCAAGUGAAGGGGAGAUGGCACGUUUAACGAAACGGCGGCAAGCAGAUACAAAGGCUAUCCAACACCUUUGGUCAGCUAUAGAAAUCAUCAGAAACCAGAAGCAAAUUGCUAACAUUGAUCGUAUUACAAAAUAUAUGUCUCGGGUUCACGGAAUGCAUCCCAAGGAGACCACACGUCAGCUUAGUUUAGCGGUGAAGGAUGGUCUUGUUGUCGAAACCCUGACAGUGGGAUGCAAAGGUUCAAAAGCUGGCAUUGAGCAAGAAGGAUACUGGCUGCCCGGGGAUGAGAUUGCCUACAGCAUGCAGCCUUUCUCUUGGACAACUGCAAAAAUGAAGGACUGGGAGACAGAGACUCAUGACUGGUAUUGUUUUGAAUGCCAUUUGCCUGGAGAGGUGUUGAUAUGUGACCUGUGUUUUCGGGUGUAUCAUUCCAAGUGUUUAUCUGAUGAGUUCAGGCUUAGAGAAAACAGUAGUCACUGGCAAUGCCCAGUUUGCAGGAGCAUUAAAAAGAAGAACACCAGUAAGCAAGAGAUGAGCACCUAUUUGCGCUUCAUUGUCUCCCGGAUGAAGGAACGGGCUAUUGAUCUGAACAAAAAAGGCAAAGACAACAAGCAUCCAAUGUACCGUCGACUUGUACACACAGCAGUUGAUGUUCCAACCAUACAAGAGAAAGUAAAUGAAGGAAAAUACAGAAGUUAUGAGGAAUUUAAAGCAGAUGCUCAACUUCUUCUACACAACACCGUGAUUUUUUAUGGAGUGGAUAGUGAACAAGCUGAUAUAGCCAGAAUGCUUUACAAAGAUACCUGCCAUGAGUUGGAUGAACUUCAGCUUUGCAAGAACUGUUUCUAUCUAUCAAAUGCUCGUCCUGACAACUGGUUCUGCUAUCCUUGUAUACCAAAUCAUGAACUGGUGUGGGCCAAAAUGAAAGGCUUUGGAUUCUGGCCUGCAAAAGUCAUGCAGAAAGAAGACAAUCAAGUUGAUGUUCGCUUUUUUGGCCAUCACCACCAAAGGCCAAUCAACCACACUGGAUUGCCUUUGCAAGAUGAAAUUGGAGGUGGAGAUGUUGUGGAGCUUCAACUGGAGGAAAAAGAUCUAACAAAUAAACAACAGUGCGCUUCUCUUUCUAGGGCCUGGAUUCCUUCAGAAAAUAUUCAGGAUAUCACCGUUAAUAUACACCGGCUACACGUAAAACGUAGCAUGGGCUGGAAAAAAGCAUGUGAUGAGUUAGAGCUACAUCAGCGUUUCCUUCGGGAUGGCAGAUUUUGGAAAUCCAGAAAUGAGGAUAAAGGAGAGGAAGAAGCAGAAUCAAGCAUUUCUUCCACCAGUAAUGAGCAACUAAAGGUUUCUCAGGAGCCAAGAGCAAAGAAAGGGAGACGCAAUCAAAGUGUGGAACCUAAAAAGGAAGUAAGGAACAGCAUGGCAAUUAAAUACAUGCACUUGUGGGAGCCGGAGCCUGAAACAGAAGCAGUCAGUUCAAGUCAGGAAAUUCCCACAAUGCCUCAACCCAUCGAGAAAAUUUCAGUCUCGACCCAGACCAAGAAAUUAAGUGCCUCUUCCCCUAAAGCGCUGCACCGAAGCACCCAGACAAAUAACGAUGGUGUGUGUCAAAACAUGUGCCAUGAGAAAUACACCAAAAUCUUCAGCGACUUCAAGGAUAGAAUCAAGGCUGAUCACAAGAGAGAAACUGAGAGGGUUGUGCGAGAAGCUAUUGAGAAGCUGCGUUCAGAAAUGGAGGAAGAAAAAAGGCAGGCUGUCAACAAAACCAUUGCAAAUAUGCAGACUGAGUGUGACCGAAAGACAAAGCAGGUAAAGGAGAAGUGCAAGGAGGAAUUUUUAGAAGAAGUUAAGAAGUUAGCCAGCCAGCACAAACAGCUGAUCUCUCAGACCAAGAAGAAACAGUGGUGCUACAACUGUGAAGAAGAAGCUAUGUAUCAUUGCUGUUGGAACACUUCCUAUUGCUCCAUCAAGUGUCAGCAGGAACAUUGGCAUGCUGAGCACAAACGUACCUGUCGUCGGAAAAGAUGAAAGCUUCCUCACCUCACCUGUUGCCCUGAUUCAGUGCUUUCCUCUAAUACAGCAGGUGCUGGGGAUUGUCUCUAGUUUUUCAUGUUGGUUUCCAAGGGGUCAGAAUUAAUGUGAAUUCAUUCCCCAUUAUGAUUAAUUCAUCUUCUUCUUCUUAGAUUAUUAUUAUUAUUGCACCAGCCUAGGAAACACUUUUUUCGUAAAAAAAUAAUAAUUUUUUUUUUUUGCACAGUUAAAUUUCAGUCUUGUGUUUUGACUCUCUGCUUCCAAUGGUCAUCACCUUGUGGCCCUCUUUUCCCCUUUCUUUUUGCUGGAAAGGUAAUUUGAAUCUCAGUUGGAGCACAUUACUUUUUGAUAAAUUUUAACUGAGGGAAUUCGUUGCAUUUUCAGCAAAUUUUUUUAAAAAAGGAUUCAACAAAACAAAGAAAGGUGAUAGAAACAUUUUCAAGAGACCUGAAUGUAACAAUAAAAUAGAAAAAAAAAGCAUACUACCUGGAUAUAAGAGAUGUUAAUCAUUCAAAUUGGUUUUCUUUAGCUUAUUUUUACUGCUUGAACGCAUUAUCUGUUAGCUUGCAUAUACAUUUGAAUUUUGGGAUCAGGGUUGACACAGUAAAUGCUAGUCCUGCCACUUUUUAACGUUCUUUUCCCAAUUGUGUUUGUUCCAUUAUUAUUUUCCUUCAUCAUUUAGCUUUUAUAAUGAAAAUAUUAGCUUUGAUCUUAUUGUUUCAAAUUCACCAGGGUUUGGGUGGGGUAGUAGGCUGAGCCAGAUCUUAGGGGAGGGAAAAGUAAUAUUUAAAAUCUAAAUUUUUGCACAUUUCACCCUUCUAAUACGAAUACUUGUAAAAAGAAAGCCAAAAACUGAAGAAGAAGAAAAAAACCCACAAGAACAGCUCAAUUUUACAUUUCAUCAAAUAUGGAGUUCCAAGGUUGAGGCAUAGAAAGAAAAAGCUUAAUAUUUGUCCUGCCCUUUUUACCUCCUUCCAGCCCUUUCUCUCCCCCAUUUUUACCUUUUGAAACACUAGUUGAUUAUUAAUCUGAUUUAUGCACUCAAAUAAGAAAUUAAGUCCUAGGGAUGGGGAAGCACUUAAGUUUCACAAAAGCAGUUAUGUCUGUAAUAUUUGGUUAUUGCCAUUUUUAUGCUAGAAUGAAGAAUAAUGCAUGUUAAUUUUCCUGUAUUAAAGAUGCUGUGAUUUGUAAAAAGUUUGUCUUUUGCGGAAUGUUUGGAUAAAGAAGUGCUACCAAUAGGAAUGGAUCGAUAGUUGAAAAGUGAUUUUUCUCCCUCUCUUCCCUCCCUUUUGUUUAUUUUAUGUAUAGGUAUAUAUAUAUAAAUUUAUAUAUAUAUAUAUAUAUAAAUUGCAUCCAUGUUCAGAGACAAUUUUUUUUAUACAAGGUGUACAACUUUAUUUAACCAGCUUAUCUUCUAAUGCUCUUGCCAUUGUAGGGUUCUUUUCAAGAUGGUCUUAAAAUUCAACCAACUCCCCUUGAACAUUCUUUUUCCAAGUUCAAACAAAGCAAAUUGUAAAUAUUUAUGUAGACCUUGGAUAUUUAUUGAAAGUGAUAAUACAAUGAAUCAUACAAACAGGACAACUGGGAGAAAAGAAUCUUAGAAACAAAUUUUUCUGAAGUUUGCUAGGAUCAUUCAGAAGAUUAAACUCCUAUUAAGCUUUCUGUGAUCUAUUGCUGUAGUCUACAACAGUGUUUCUAAACACAGCAACUUUAAGAUGGGUGGGCUUCCACUGGGCUUGGGAAUUAUGGGAGUUGAAGUCUUACACCUUAAUGAUGUUCAAGUUGAGAAGUAUUGAUAUUGAUCAUUAAACGAAUAAUGGCAAUUGAAGUAGAGUACCAGUUUUCAUGAGGAACUUUGAAAAUUCAGGCCACAUAGCCUGAGUUUAAACGCGAUAGAGUUAGUAAGAUGAGGGCAAUACCUUCAAGUAUCUCUAUAUUUGCCAAAUUUCAUACCAAAUCUCUUGGAAUGCCUAGUUGCCCCAUUUAUCUUGGUGGAUCUUCAUUAUUCCAUCUCCCAGGAGCCAUUCUCUAAAAUGGACAGGUCUGGCAAAGAAUCAUACCAUACAAAGGGAGCCCCUGUGCUCCCAAAUAGAGGUUAGCUCAUACAAAUACUAACUUUAUCUAGUGACUAAAUUUUUUAACAAUUAAGUAAUUACGUUAUGACUAUAUAUAGGAGGCCUUCACCCUAGAGCAAGUGCAACAAAAGAAACACCCUUUGAUUAUUUUAUUAUUGUCCCUCUUCACCCUACUUAAAAUAAUAAUAAAAAAACCUUCGGUCCAACCCUAUAAAAAGCAAGUUUUUGUGAAAACUAUUUUUUGGGGGUAUAAAAUCAUUCCGGGAUAUGUAAUAUUUAACUGAAUAGCUGCAUGAAAGUAAAAUUUGUGUUUUUUUGGCUUUUUUUUCUUUUGUCUCUGUUGACACGGUUGCACAUUUUCAAGUUAUUACAGUGUGAAAACUGUGGUUAGUUUUUUUUUAAAUCAAAAGAACAAGAAAAAAAUUGUGGCCCGGUUUUGUAUUAAGUUUUAGGGGAAAAUAUUGUUUAGAAUUCCUGAUUUCAAACAUCUUUUUUUUUUCCUGCAAAUCAUAAAUCUAUAUUAAAGUGUUGAGCUUAGCCACUAUGCACAUUGUAAUUUACUCAUUGUGGCUGUCCAGUCUAUGACGCAUUCUGGCAUUUUGUAAGCUGCUCUGACUAGCAACAUAUAGAGUCAUUAAAUGUGUUAACAUUGGUUAAUAAAUGUAUUUGAAAAGGCAA